Alternaria incomplexa is the source of this 936-nucleotide messenger RNA. RefSeq lists its product as uncharacterized. The record is from RefSeq and is a predicted model, not a curated record. Bases 1 to 936 code for a protein of 311 amino acids. Lineage: Eukaryota; Fungi; Ascomycota; Dothideomycetes; Pleosporales; Pleosporaceae. The transcript is spliced from 2 exons.
AUGGAUUCAGCUUCCGACAACCCAAACUCCAUGCCUGCAGCAACCAGUGGCUCUCGCUCCAAGCUCCUCUCAACCAAUCUCAAGAACUUCAUCAGUAAACCCGCCCUCAAGCAUCCUCAGAAAGCACUUACCGUGCAGCUUUGGAACGCAGAGCAGCAGUCCAAUCCAAGCGGUAGCAACCCACCUCCUCGACUCGCAGCAGGACAGCAAAGAGCAGAGAUGUCGACUUCAACGAGCGGACAGGCCACCGGCGAUAUCGUCAGCAGCGGAAACUCAGCCUUCCCCAAGACGAGCGAAGCGCCCGGCGAGCAGUUCGAGCCCAGACAGACGGCUACGAGUGAAGACUACGAGCCCGACCCAAGCAAGAGCAUCAAGCUCAGCCCGCAACGCCAGGCCUUAGUCGACGACAUCAUCGCCCUCUACUCCUGCCAACCCACCAUCACCCGCGUAAAACGCUACACCCCAGACUGCGUCUACGACGACCAAUUCGUCUACGCCAACGACCGCUACAAAAUGGCCGGCCAAUGGUUCGCGCUCCCCAAACUCUUCAACGCCUCCAUCAACGAAUCCUACCAAGUAAUCCGCUCAGACUCCGAAAUGAUCCAAUUCAAAAACAAGCAGUCCUGGACCUUCCGCUUGAUCCCCAAGACCGCUACUAUCACGGGCCUGGUAUCGCUGAGUCUGGAUCCGGAGACGAGGGAUACGGAGUUUAUGCAGGUCAAGUAUCAUAAGGAUCAGGCGAAUGAUAAGGAUUAUAGUCAUGAGGGGGUCGGGUUUAGCUUUAAGAAGUGGCAGGCGGAUAAUGUGGUUAAGCAUAUGAGUGCGCCUGAGUUGAAGGAGUUUGAACAGGAUAAGGGGGCGAAUAAGGAGCAUGUGAGGAAGUAUGGGAGUGGGAAGGAGGAUGGGGAGGCGCCGAAGAAGGAUUUUACGAAUUAG